Messenger RNA from Quercus robur (English oak), 2331 nucleotides. Its product is annotated as pectin acetylesterase 8-like. Bases 149 to 1906 code for a protein of 585 amino acids. Lineage: Eukaryota; Viridiplantae; Streptophyta; Magnoliopsida; Fagales; Fagaceae. The record is from RefSeq and is a predicted model, not a curated record. Gene Ontology annotation, cellular component: plant-type cell wall. Gene Ontology annotation, biological process: cell wall organization. The transcript has 20 exons. Gene Ontology annotation, molecular function: pectin acetylesterase activity; actin binding.
AGGAGGUGUUAAGCCUAUUUAAAAGGUGUUAUUGAAGAAGUGUGAGAAGGAAGGUUUUGUAUCAGAGGUUAAUUGAGUAUAUGACUUGAAAAAACAAAAAAGAAAAACUGAGGAGAUCCUCUCUCUCUCUCUCUCAACUGAAUGCAGAAUGGCUGGGACAAGAUUAAUCCAAUGGUUGUUUCUUCUAGUAUGGGCACUAGUAAUGCUCAAAACAGAAAGUGCUAAUGUAUCAAUUACAAUUGUUGAGGAUGCGGUGGCAAAAGGAGCUGUUUGUCUGGAUGGAAGUCCGCCAGCUUAUCACUGGGAUAAGGGAUUCGGUGCAGGAAUUAACAAUUGGUUGGUUAACAUUGAGGGAGGUGGAUGGUGCAACAAUGUCACCCUCUGUCUUAAUCGUUCAGAAACUCGUUUAGGUUCAUCUAAGCAUAUGGACAAGGCAGUUGCUUUCACUGGGAUUCUGAGUAGAGUCCAAAAUUAUAAUCCUGACUUCUACAACUGGAACAGAAUUAGGAUUAGAUACUGUGAUGGGGCAUCAUUUACUGGUGAUGUAGAAGCAGUCGAUCCAGCUACUAAUCUUCACUUCAGAGGAGCAAGAAUUUGGCCUGCAGUAAUUGAGGACCUAUUAUCAAAAGGAAUGAAAGAUGCAAAAAAUGCUUUUCUCUCUGGUAGUUCGGCUGGUGGAUUGGCUUCUAUUUUGCAUUGUGAUAGCUUCCGAGCUCUCAUACCUAGCGGUGCUAAAGUUAAAUGCCUAUCAGAUGCUGGUUACUUCAUCAAUGUGAAAGAUAUUUCCGGAGCACGACACAUUGAAGAAUUCUACAGUCAAGUGGUUGCAACGCAUGGUUCAGCAAAGAAUUUGCCUUCAUCAUGCACUUCAAAAAUAAAACCAGAGUUGUGUUUCUUUCCCCAAAAUGUGGCACAUGAAAUUAAAACGCCAAUAAUUUUUGUAAAUGCAGCCUAUGAUUCAUGGCAGAUUAAAAACAUUUUGGUGCCAACUAUAGUUGAUCCUCAUGGCACCUGGCAUUACUGCAGACGUAAUAUAAAGAACUGCUCAGACGAUCAAAUUCAAACCAUGCAAGGUUUUAGGCUUGACUUCUUAAAAGCAUUGGAAAACGCUGGCAACUCUUCAUCUAAGGGACUAUUUAUCGACUCUUGCUAUGCCCACGGCCAAACCGAAUUGCAGGAGACAUGGUUAUUUGAUGUUUCUCCAUUGCUGGCUAAAACGACAAUUGCAAAGGCUGUUGGAGACUGGUAUUAUGACCGAAGGCCCUUCCAAAAGAUAGAUUGCCCUUACCCUUGCAACCCCACUUGCCACAACCUUGUUACCAACAAGAUCAAUGAAAAUACUAAGACUCUGUGUGAUCAACUCAUUGAGACCUUACAUCAGUUGGCUGGUCAGGUUCUAGAUGAGCCUGAGAGAGACAACUACUUCUACCAGUACCGAGAGAUCGUUUUGAGAAUAAAAAUGGAAUGGGGUUUCGUGCAUAAAGUUUGGGACAAGUGGGCUUCUAACAAUAUCUCCUCUUCUUCUGGUGAGCCCUUGAAAGCUGCUCUUCUAAUUAACUAUGACCCAACUGGACCCUCUCGCUUGUUGUCUACAAUUGCAAAACAAGAAGGAAUUAAAGUAAAUCCCAUUGAAUUGAGCCAAUUUGUGGAUUUCAUCAAGCGUGACAAACUCCAAACUGAGACCUUCGUUAUUGGGCCAAACCAGUACUUGGUCACUUCAAUUCAUGAGAAUUGGUUCUGUGCAAGGUGUAUGAACACUUCAAAACCUGCUGGUGAAGGUGCUAUUAUCAUGCAAACAGCAGCAUUCCUCUUGGUUGCAUUGUAUGAUGGUUCUAUUGGAUCAGCAUCUCGUGCUAUGGCGGCUGUUGAUCAGUUUGCAUGGCAAUUAGGUCGAAGAAAUCUUUAACUUUGCUUCUAGCGAUAGUAGAUUGAGGUAUGUAGCUUUGAGAACAUACCCGUUCAAGUAGAUAUUCGCUGUCAGCAUCAACAUUCACAUUGGUAAUCUUUUGGCCACUAACAAUUUCAAGGGCAACAACGCCAAAGCUGUAUGCAUCAACCUUCUCUGAUAAUUGACCUUGGAUUGCAUACUCUGGUGCUGUGUAUCCCCUGGUGAGUAACGAGAUGAGAUCUAAUUAAUACAUAUUUUGCAGAACCAAAAAAGGCCGUAAUGGAGCUUUUGCUACCAAUUGGUCCCCAUCCGCAUGCACAAAUAUCUUGCAUCAGUUGAUUACAUUUGUAGUAACAUGUAAAUCAAUCUACUUGUUAAACUAAAAACCUUAUAUUGAAAUAAUAUUGACAUUCUCAAAUUUCAAUUAACCAUCUAAUUUGAUA